GAGCGAGACCCUCCCUCAGCUCGGCCGGAGCCCGGGCCCGCCGUGCUCCCCCGCGGGGCCGCUCUCACCAGCCCCGCGGCUCUGAGAGGCGCCUCCGGCCUAGCUCCGCGCCCCGGCCCCUUUCCCCGCGCGCUCUGCCGCUCGGCCCGGGGGCGGGGCGGGCUCGCCGCAGCUCGGCCCGCGCUCCCGCGGCCUGCUGAGGAGACGGGUGAGAGACCGGAAGCGGCUGGCGUUGCGGCUCGCGGACGCCGGAGCUGAGCUCCCUCCAUGGCCCCGGGGAGGGGGGAGCCCGCCGGGCCCCGCGGGAGGCGGUCGCGCUACAGGGCCCGGUGACCCUCGUCAGCCCGUUUGGCGUGUGGGCGCCGGGUGACCGCAGCCUCCACCCCACGCCGGCCCGGGGCUCGUCAUGGGCUCCCUGUUCCGCAGCGAGAGUAUGUGCCUGGCCCAGCUCUUCCUGCAGGCGGGCUCGGCCUAUGAGUGCCUCAGCGAGCUGGGCGAGAGGGGCCUGGCCGAGUUCAGAGACCUCAACCCCAGUGUAAGUGUAUUUCAGAGAAAAUUUGUGGGUGAAGUGAAGAAGUGUGAAGAAAUGGAAAGGAUACUUGGAUUUCUAGUGCAAGAAAUUAAGAAAGCUGAUAUUCCUCUUCCUGAAGGAGAUGCUUCUCCUGCUGCACCUCAUCUUAAACACAUGUUAGAAAUCCAGGAACAGUUGCAGAAGCUGGAGACAGAAUUGAGGGAGGUGACUAAAAACAAAGAAAAGUUGAAGAAAAACAUGCUUGAGUUGACAGAGUAUACAUACAUGUUGCGGGUCACACAAGCCUUUGUCAAAAGACCCCUUGAGUAUGAAUCCUGUUUACAUGCCAGUUAUGAGGAAUUCCCGUCUUUAGAAAACGAUCCUUUGGUGGACUACACUUGUAUGCAUAGGCUGGGUGCCAAGCUGGGAUUUAUAUCUGGUUUAGUUCACCAAGCAAAAAUUGAAGCAUUUGAAAAAAUGCUAUGGAGAGUCUGCAAAGGAUAUACCAUUCUUACUUAUGCAGAGCUGGAUGAAUGUCUGGAAGAUCCAGAUACAGGUGAAAUCAGAAAAUGGUUUGUGUUUUUAAUAUCCUUUUGGGGUGAACAGAUUGGCCAGAAGGUUAAGAAGAUAUGUGACUGCUAUCAUUGUCAUGUAUACCCCUAUCCCAAUACCACUGAGGAGCGCAGAGAUGUUAUUGAAGGACUAAACAUUCGCAUUCAGGAUCUUCAUGUUGUGCUGCAUAAAACUGAGGAUUACUUACGACAAGUAUUAUGUAAAGCAUCAGAAUCCAUCUAUACCUGGGUUAUCCAAGUGAAGAAGAUGAAAGCCAUUCACCAUGUAUUAAACCAAUGCAGUUUUGAUGUCACAAAUAAAUGUUUAAUUGCUGAGGUUUGGUGCCCAGUAGCUGAUCUGCCAAACUUGCGUCGAGCACUCGAGGAAGGAUCAAGAAGGAGUGGAGCUGCGAUCUCUUCAUUCAUGAAUACCAUACCAACAACAGAAACGCCUCCAACUUUAAUACGUACCAAUAAAUUCACUUCAGGGUUCCAAAACAUUGUUGAUGCUUAUGGAGUUGGGAACUACAGAGAAGUUAAUCCAGCUCUCUACACCAUCAUCACCUUUCCCUUCUUAUUUGCUGUUAUGUUUGGAGACUUUGGACAUGGUCUCCUAAUGUUUAUCUUUGCCCUCUUGAUGGUACUUUAUGAAAACCACCCUAGACUAAUGCGAUCACAAGAUGAGAUCAUGAAAACAUUCUUUGAAGGGAGAUACAUAAUUUUGUUGAUGGGUCUGUUUUCUGUAUACACUGGCCUGAUCUAUAAUGACUGUUUUUCAAAGUCAUUAAAUAUAUUUGGUUCUGGAUGGAAAAUUUCUGCAAUGUUUGAACAAAAUAUCUGGCGUCUUGAUGAUUUGAAGUCUAAUCGAUAUUUGACAUUGGAUCCAAAUGUUACUGGCGUGUUCAAUGGAAUUUAUCCCUUUGGCAUAGAUCCGAUCUGGAACCUGGCAAGCAACCGUCUCAGUUUUUUAAAUUCUUUCAAAAUGAAAAUGUCUGUGAUUUUUGGAGUGACUCACAUGACUUUUGGAGUUAUUCUGGGGGUCUUUAACCACUUGUAUUUCAGAAAGAAGCACAAUAUUUAUUUGGUUUUCCUUCCUGAACUUUUAUUCAUGCUGUGCAUCUUCGGGUAUCUUGUAUUUAUGAUAAUCUUUAAGUGGCUAGCUUAUUCUGCAGAAAACUCCAGAUCUGCUCCCAGCAUUCUGAUUCAAUUUAUUAACAUGUUUCUAUUUCCCACUAGUGGAAUGGACUCCUUUUAUACAGGACAGGUUAUUUUACAGAGAUUUUUAUUUAUUGUUGCUAUGCUUUCUGUUCCUGUAAUGCUUUUUGGAAAACCACUUUAUUUGUAUUGGUUGCACAAUGGAGGCCGAGGCAUUGGAAUGUACAGAAGUGGCUACAGACUUGUUCGAAAAGAAAGUGAAGAGGAACUUUCUCUAUUGAGAUCACAUGAUGUGGAGGAAGGAAGCAGGCCUUCAGACAGUGGGCACAGAGAAGGGGAUGGAGAAGAGUUUAACUUUGCAGAUGUUUUUAUGAAUCAGACUAUUCAUACCAUUGAAUACUGUCUAGGAUGCAUCUCCAACACUGCUUCAUACCUGAGACUCUGGGCACUAAGUCUUGCUCAUGCACAGUUAUCAGAAGUGCUGUGGGCAAUGAUAAUGAGAGUGGGCCUUCGUGUGGAUGCAGCAUAUGGAAUCUUGCUGUUAGUUCCAGUUUUAGCCUUCUUUGCUGUGUUAACAGUAUUCAUUCUUUUGAUCAUGGAAGGUCUUUCUGCUUUUCUACAUGCUGUACGACUUCAUUGGGUAGAAUUUCAGAACAAGUUCUACACCGGUGGAGGUUACAAGUUUACUCCUUUUUCCUUUAAGCACAUUUUUUUACAUUUUAAUAGAGAUGAUAUUGCAUAAUUUGAUUGGCAUAAGCAGAGGUGUUCGGAGUUGUCUGCAAAUCAUGUAAUUAGAUCUCACUGAUGUACAGUUUGUAGAAAAAUGUUUUUCACUGAUUGCCUUAUAAUGUAGCCAAAUAAUUCUGUAACAUACCUCCUUCAUGCAAAUACAUUGCAGAUUUGGAGCCUCUUGUAAAAUAUAUGUGUAAAAUAUACAUUUUUUUCAUGAUAAACUAAUGUUGUAAAUUAAUUUUAAAAUAAUUCUAAAAAUAAUCUUAUUGCUUGUUCUAAAAAUAAGAUAGGUAUUUUAUUUCCAGAAGAGACUGUUUAUGUUCUUUAAUGAUUACUUUUAAAUGAUCUUAAAGACCUUAAUUUCCUUUUCGUCAUAUAAAAUACACAGCAAGAUUACUCUGUAUUACUCAUGUGAUCACACCCUCAUUAACUUAAAUUACCAUCUAAUGGAAUCUGGAAGCAGUUAAGAUUAAAUAGUGUAUGUUUUCAGUAGUUAUUCCCAGGAGAAUACCAAAAAUAGUAUAAACUGGUAAAUACUAAUAUAAAAUAAUUUUUUGGGGCUAUUUUUAAAAGCACACCAAGAUUUUUUUUUUCUUUUUUUUUUUUUUUUUAAACCUUGUGUCUUGAAUUCUGCCCAGAAUUAUUACUUUAAUCUUUGCAAGUGCACAUCCAUUUGAUAAAAGAAAAAUUAAGGGCAGGUAGGGGAAACCCAACUAUGGUUCUCUUUAUCUCCCUUCAUUGAGGAGUUUAUAGUCUUAUGCCCCAGUUUUGCUAAAUGAUCUGUGUAGGUAGAUUCCUAUACCUCUGUGGAACUCCACUGGAUGCAGGGAUUGCCCAUCCAGACCAUUUUGCAGGAUCAGGGCCUUAAUGAUGUCUUUAACAGGUGACUCAAAUUGUAUAGCAGAAUAUGUUGUAUUAAAUGCUCAUUCUACAGACCUUUCACAUGCAAAGUUCCCAUUAAUAGGAAUUAUAUUUUUAUGACGAGUGCAGAAUCAGGCUUUAAAUUUAUUCUGUGUAUAUUUGGGUCUAAAGACAUUUAUGGAUAUAACUUGACUGGAGUGACUGGUUUAUCUGAUGAUAUUGAACCAAAGUUUAUACUGAGUUAAGAAAUUUUACUUAAAAGGGUGUAUCUGAGGGGAAGAGACUGUGCUUUUGUAUUUUUUUAUAUCAGAAUGAAAAUUGGGAUAUUUUACCUUAAUAGUUUGACAUUUAUGCCAUAAGAACAGCAUAAGUUAACUUUUACAUUUUUCUUUCAUACUGAUUCCAAAUAAACUCUAAUUGCCAUUUGCAGAAUUAAUAUUUUGCAGUGUUUGGUUGUAUUUAAUCGUUUAAAAUGAACUCCUGUAACUCUUAAAAUUAUACCACUAAAAUGUUGUCCUAUGUAAUAUUUCAAUUUCUUAUUUACAGUAUUUUAAGAGUUUCCCACUAUUGUAAAAAGUUGCGUUUGUUAUUGAAAAUCUUGGCUCUUUUCAUUUCUUACCUCUUAGACCAGAUCUUGUGCAACCCCAAGCAGGCCAUUUGGCCUCUUCUAAAAAUAAAGCUUCACUUGGUGAGA
Molecule: messenger RNA, 4504 nt
Organism: Dermochelys coriacea (leatherback sea turtle)
Lineage: Eukaryota; Metazoa; Chordata; Testudines; Dermochelyidae
Gene: ATP6V0A2
Product: ATPase H+ transporting V0 subunit a2
Exons: 20
Coding region: 407-2959 (850 amino acids)
Biological process (GO): vacuolar acidification; proton transmembrane transport
Cellular component (GO): plasma membrane; vacuolar proton-transporting V-type ATPase complex; vacuolar proton-transporting V-type ATPase, V0 domain
Molecular function (GO): ATPase binding; proton-transporting ATPase activity, rotational mechanism
Source: RefSeq, a predicted model, not a curated record